Messenger RNA from Scomber japonicus (chub mackerel), 1289 nucleotides. RefSeq names its product chromosome 15 C18orf21 homolog (gene rmp24). Bases 93 to 791 code for a protein of 232 amino acids. The transcript has 5 exons. NCBI's taxonomy places the organism in Eukaryota, Metazoa, Chordata, Actinopteri, Scombriformes, Scombridae. The record is from RefSeq and is a predicted model, not a curated record.
UCUCUAUUAACCUCCACAUCGACCUUAUUGGCCACCUAAACGUUUGACCGUCUUCUUAACAAGGACUUCGAGUUUUUCACCCGGGUUUGAAAAUGAAGACUUCACUUGAUUCAAUUUCAGCCAACUUUCUGAUAGACGCGUGUCGGCUGUACAAAGAAAGCUGUCCGGAGCUAUCACGGUUCCUCAUUCAGAUGCCUUUGCAGGAUAAAGCAACAAAGAAGCACAAAUCCUUCAGUCUUUUGCACAACAACACAGUGAUGUGUCCGUACUGCUAUCAGUGGCUGAAACCUGACAAUCACCGGAUGCGACUGCGGGCCAAACAACGUCCAUCAGUGCGGGUGCAGAGCAUCCUGCGCAGGAAGGCCAGGGGCAAACGACUCAGUCUGGUGCAGAAAAAUCUGCUGCACCGCUUCCAAAAGUCCUCCUCAGUACUGAUGGCCACAUGCCACACUUGCAAUAAGACUUCCAGACACAAAGGAAUGAACCGGGACUGUAUAGCUACCUUCGCUAAGACCUACAGUACACCAGGGAGCGCUGGCAAACACAAGACCCCACAGUCAACCACCAGGCCCAGCAUGGCUACUUCCAAGACCCCUGGCAAAGAAAAGACACCUGUUCAUACACCUAGGUCUUCCACCUCCUCUAGCACUGCUGGGUCAGGCUCAUCUUCCUCCAAGCCUCCCUCUAAAGCAAAAACUUGGGUUGUCCAGCGUCUCAGCAAGAUACUCAUGCGAGAGGACAACCAGAGCAGCAAGAAGGGGGGCUUGAAAGAUUUUCUCUCCUCACUUUGAGUAUUCCCUAACACACUUGUCUUUAAAUCUACUCCUUAAAAAAGGGGGUUAGACCCAUUUUGUAACCUGUUUACACCAAAGGCAAAGGGGGAGCUUAAGAAAGUAACUUUAGUUUCCAAGGCUGGUGUGGGAGGGGUUACAGUUUGCCCACCAACACAAUUGUUGCUGGGCUGUUUGGAGUGGCGCUCCUAAAUGCAACAUCUGGGCGCGUUGGGGUGUUUAUUUCAACUAAUAAUCAGGGUUACUGCAUCUUCUGCUGAGCCAGUCAGAGGAUAAUGUAUCUUCUGUCUAAUUUAGCAUAUGCCUCUUCUACUCUCCUAAACGAAUGAUGCUACUCUAAGUAUAAUGUUUCAAUAUUUAUCAAAUGGCUGAAACAUCACAGGAUACCCAAAUUUGCUCUGUGGUGGUAUUUGUGGCAUGUCAAGCUGGUUUACAUGCUGAUAUCCUUUAAGGCGAUCAUUUGGAUUUUUUUCUAAAGUUACAAUUUACAUUUAUAUG